CCCCAGAUCAGUCCUAAUCGAGUAAACCUAUGAUUAAAGGCAUACCGUCCAUGACUGUCUUUUUACAUCAGGCAUUACGUUAUCUUCUAUGUAUUUGUCUGUUUUAAGACAAUAAUGUGUGAUUCGAACGAGAUGUGACUGCUAUUUCUAGCAGGAAGAGUUCUCAACCUUGUCCGAACAAACCGAUGAUCACAAACAUUCUAAUCGUGACUGUCCCACUUUUUUUCUUUCACUUUUCAACCUUAGUGUAUAUAUGUAUCUAAAUGCAUACUAUCUAAUGUGCUCUUUCUUGUUUUAAGACAGUAGUGCAUAAUUAGAAAGAAAUAAUAAUUUGGUUGUUAGUUCUAGCAAGUCUGACAACCAGCUGUGAAGCCGCCUCCACCACCCGGCUGUGACAAGCUGCGCGCGCAAAUAUAGUUUUCAACCAUUGAAAGUGUUUGACACGACGUUUGAAAAAAAAAAAAGCAACGAACUUGACGUCUGCUUAUUUUACUAUAAUUCUCAAUGUCUCCAUAAUGUUAUGGAAUAUUUAACGAAAGGGAUUAAGGCUGCCAAAUAGCCAUGUUGACUUCCUGUUCUUAAAAGGUUGGUGAAUGACGGAAUCAGCAAAAUGAAAUGAUAUGAAAAUGACAGAAAUAGAAACGUAUUUCUUCUUCCAUUACAAGUAAUUGUCUGUCACUUGAAUCAUUCUAAGAUGUCAGUGUCAAAGACUGGACAAACAGGACAACGCUUCCUUGGUCGUUUUGCUGUUAGUAACACAUGCAGAUCUCUUCACAGGAAAACUUCACGAAUUACAAAGACACACAGAAAACAAAAACGGAAAAGCAUGGAGAACAUUCAGAAAAAUGAUUCAAAGUCGGGUAAACUAAUACAUGAAUUUACUAAUGUGAAGAGAUCAUCUGCCUGUACUUUACCCAGUCAAGAUAUUUGUAAUGUUGGGCCAACCACUCUAACAAGAUGUCCUCUUUCAUCUGAGAAAACAUGCCGGGUUCAAGAUGAAGAUUCACCACUUAAAAAUCCCAAUGAAGGUUCAUUUAUUAGUCUUCAGAAUUUGGAAGUACACCAAAACACAACCAAUGUUGGAAAUAGCAAACUAUUGCUCUCGAGCUGGAAUUUGCCUGAACCUAUAUUACAACAAUAUCAUAUACUUGGAAUACGUGAAAUGUUUCAAUGGCAAGCAGAGUGUCUCUCAACUGGACAAACUCUGAAUGGUGGUAAUCUGGUGUUUUCAGCGCCGACAAGUGCUGGUAAAACUAUGGUUGCUGAAUUGCUAAUAUUUAAGCGGGUUUUAGAAACAAAGAAAAAAGCCAUAAUGAUUCUGCCUUUUGUGUCUGUGGCUCAUGAAAAAGUCCAGUAUUUCAAGUUUUUAUGUGAUGAAGUUGGUAUCCGUGUUGGUGGUUUCCUUGGCAGCCAGACUCCUAGAGGUGGUUUUAAAAAUGUUGAUAUUGCUGUGUGUACAAUAGAAAAGGGCAAUAGUCUCGUUAACCGUUUACUAGAAGAUAAACAACUUGACCAGCUUGGUGUUAUAGUGGUUGAUGAACUGCAUAUGAUCGGAGAUUCACAUCGAGGAUAUUUACUUGAACUGAUGCUCACUAAGAUAUUGUUUGCCUCUAAACAAAAUAAUUCUAACAAGAGUAACAGAGUCAAAGACGCACCAAAUAAAAAUGUCCAAGUGCAGAUUAUUGGUAUGAGUGCCACUUUACCAAACCUUCAUGUCAUAGCAAAAUGGCUUGAUGCCGCUUUAUACACAACUAACUUCCGACCAGUGCCUCUUACGGAAUGUAUCAAAAUUGGUCAAACGCUUUUUAACUCUGAAAUGGUGAAGUUACAUGAGCUAAAUAUUAACACCAAGCUGAAAGAUGAUGCUGACCAUAUUGCUUCUCUCUGUCUGGAAACGGUCUCUUGUGGUCAUAGCGUCCUUAUAUUCUGUCCAACAAAACUGUGGUGUGAAAAGUUGGCUGAUAAUAUUGCCAGAGAAUUCUAUCAUAUCCUGCGACAAAAGUCUGUUGACCAAGAAGAGAAAGUCACCACCUCUUUCCUGCCCAUUGACAAAGAAGCAACUCAUGACAUCAAAGUUCAGCUCGAGAGAAGUCCUGCUGGUUUGGAUUUCGUUUUAGGAAAAACUGUUCAAUGUGGAGUAGCUUUUCAUCAUGCAGGCCUUACAUUUGAUGAGAGAGAAAUUAUAGAGUCAGCUUUUCGUGUUGGAAUACUGAAGGUUUUGGUUGCUACAUCAACCUUGUCUUCUGGUGUCAACUUACCUGCACGGCGAGUUAUAAUACGAAGUCUUUUGUUUUAUGGGCAAGUCAUUGAUGCAAGGACGUACAAGCAAAUGGUUGGAAGAGCUGGACGUAAAGGUGUUGAUACAGAAGGUGAGAGCAUUCUUAUAUGUAAAGUUAACGAGAAGGCCCGUGCUUAUGAAUUGCUCAAUGCUGCCCUACCUCCUAUUAAAAGUUCUUUUAUGAAAUGUUUACAAGAUGGACCGACGGCAUCUUUGAAAAGAGCAAUUUUGGAAAUAAUUGUGAGUGGUGCUGCUAUUAGUGUGUCAGAUGUUUCCCUCUAUACAUCCUGCACACUUCUUUCUGCAUCUGUCGAAGAUGAAGAAAGAAGAGGAAACAAUGUUAGUCUGGUCUCGGAAUGUAUCGACUUUCUUAAAGAAAAUGAAUUUAUUUCUAUCCGGAACAUCACAAAGGAAGAUUCUGAUUGUGCAGAAACAACUGAAUCUUGUUUUUUCCCAACAAAGCUUGGUUCUGCUGUGUUAGCAUCAGCCCUCUCUCCUGAAGAAGGCCUUCAUGUAUUCACUGAACUGCAGAGAGCACGAAGAUGUUUUGUCCUUGAGAGUGAACUUCACAUCCUUUACUUGGUGACUCCUAUUUACAAUCAAGAUAUAGCUGCUAACCUCGACUGGUAUAACUACUACUGUCUGUGGGAGAAACUAGACCCGGGUCAGCACCGUGUGGCUGAACUAGUUGGAGUGGAAGAAGGUUUUAUUGCAAAAGCUAUCAGAGGUUACAUCCCGGUGAAAACUUCCAAACAACUACGUACAUUGAAUAUCCACAAGAGAUUCUACACCUGCCUAUGUCUGAAUGAUCUAGUACAAGAGAUGCCACUCAGUGAAGUUGCUAAGAAAUACACUUGCAGCAAGGGGCAACUCCAGUCACUCCAGCAAUCAGCUGGUACAUUUGCUGGGAUGGUCACAGUAUUCUGUGCUCGCUUAGGAUGGACUAUGCUUGAAGUUCUUCUCUCCCAGUUUCACAGUCGUCUGACAUUUGGUAUCCAACCAGAACUAUGCGACUUAGUGCGUAUUUCACUAUUGAAUGGCCAACAAGCUAGAUUACUGUUUUCUGCUGGUUAUACUUCGAUUGCUGAUCUUGCCACAGCUGAUGCCACCCAACUUGAAUUUGUUCUUCACACUGGAACCCAAUUCCAAAGUAAUAAACAGACCGAAGAUGAAACAGAAUGGGAGGCUUUGAAGAGAUUACGUAAAAGUCGUUGUAUUUGGUUACAUGGCUGUCAAGGCAUGACUGCACAAGAAGCAGCAUUAAGAAUUAUCAAAGAAGCUAAACAUAUCAUUGAAGAUGGUCUUGGUGGAGUUGAACUGAAGUGGACUGAGUCUGCAUCAGUGCCUCAGGUCUCUGGCUUAGCACAGACAAUCACGCAUUUCAGAAAUGAGCCAAAUGCUUAUAAUCUAGAAAUGAAUCCUAAUUCUAAUUUACCUGAAAACCCUCAUUUAACGAAAAUUGGGAAUCACUUGGUAGAUGGUAAUAAUCAAUCAGUCACUAAUCUUUCAGUUAGUAACAGUCAUUCUGGUGCUGAUUUUUCUACUUCGACAAUCAACUCUUCAACAAACAUAUUAGGGAAAACAAUUUUAGAUUUACAAGAGAAGCAAUGUUCUGAAAAUCUUAAUUCUUCUCAAGAACCUAUUCAAAACAUUACCACAGCAAAUCACUUAUCGAGCACUACUUGCAAAUCUACAAUAUCCAAGCCUGAAGACUUGGUUCAUUCUAAUGCAAGAACUAUUUUCCCAGUCAAUAGUAAUAAUAUAUCUGAACCAGACCGCACAAAGAACAAGGACAAAGUUUUUUCAAAUGUUGAUGAUAUGGGAAGAGACAAGAACCAUCAAUUGAAUUCUUCUGAGACGAAACUCUUGCUUCUCAGAUCAAGUAGCAGUAAUAAAAACAGAACAGAAAACUUAGAAAGGUUUUCCCAAAAUAUGACUGAGGUUCAGGAGAAUGUAUGUGAGCCAUUACUAACUUCUAAUAGAGGAGAAUUUCAUGAUCAACUGAAAACUGUAAGUAGAGAGUCACAUGUGGAAUCCAGUGGUAAAUCUAAUCAAAACAAUCCAGAGAAUUCAACCGAUGUUGAUUUCUGUGGAGAUAUAUCGAAUUUAGAUAUUUUUGUUGACAGUUUUGAACUGGACACCCAGAUGCUUCUAAUUGCUGAGAAAAAUGUUAAUGAGCCAAAACAAAAAGUGACUAGUAAUCAAGAAACUUCUCCACUUCUUUUUGCUGAAAAUAAACAUCCCGAAACUAGAGCCAGAGUUCAAGGAGAUAAAUGUAUUCAUUUUGGAAAGCAAUCAUCAUUAAUGUCUGAAGAUGCUAAAGAAGUAUUUGAAAAUUCUUGUUUCACAGUUCAAGAUAAAGAAAAAUCACCGAAUUUGGAAAUAUUUCAGACUUCCAACAGCACCUUUGAAGUAUCAUAUGAACCCAGUUUAUUGUUACCUGCUAGCUGUCAUGAGAGGAUUGCGUACAAUGAAAAUCUGAGUUUUCAUAAUUCUUCAGUUGAGGAAAAUGAUUUAUUUCAGUCUUUUGAAGAGAAUGAGGCAAAAAACACAUGUUCAUUUGAUAGUAACAGAUCUGCCAAGGACUAUGAAACAAAUAAGUAUAUAAACCAAUCUAAUGAAGACCUAUUUACACCUUUGCCUGUUGAUGUUUUCGAGAAUCAAAAUUGUUCUGAUAAAACUGAAGAUGUAUUUGGUGAAUCUCUUACUGCAACUUUGAUAGAAAAAAUUCUUCCAGCCGAAACAAAGAAUGCUUUUGGAAAGAAUUAUCAUUCUGAAAUUAUAAAAGUAAACGGUAUAAAUAGUAAUGCUUCUGCUAAUGCAUUAGAAUCUCAAAAAAAUGUUACAAGUAGACAGUGUCGCAGGAAUUUAGAUGAGUCUAUGAUUUCCAUUAAAAAACGCAAAAGAAACUCUUCUAACUCCGAAACAAGUUUCUCUGAGGAUAAAAGUGAGGAAGUCAGUCUUAUGAAUUAUGAUAACAGCAACAAUGAUUUUAUUCCAUCAACACCUCCAGAUCUUUUUUCUUUAUCUCUUGAUCUUUCUACCGUUAGUACUCCAACUCUUUUUCGUAAUAAAGGUUCUAAAACUAUGGAGGUUAGUUCAUCUUCAGUAUUAAAUAAAAAAAAUAAUAAUGAGAAAACUGGCCAAGUUUACUCUACAACAAACUCUUCUGCUACAAAAAGUUUGCAUUCAAAGAAAACUAUGAAUGCAGGCUGUCAUUCUGAUACAGCUUUAACAACAACAGACCAAUUUACUGAAUGCUUAAAAAAAUCCAAUAUGAACUCUGAUUGUUUAAAGCCUACAGAAGUUGAUGGAAUUGAAAACCUAGAAGUUUUAGAUAUUGAUCAACAGGCAAAUAAUAAAGUGGUCCCCUUGUGUGAUGCUAGCCAACCAUGCUCUCAAGCAGAAUUUACCAUUAUUGAUGUUUGUUCCAGUCACAGUCUAUUUGAUACUUUUAUAGCUGAAUGGCUUACCAAACAAAAAUACGCACUAUCAAUUGGUUGUGAAAAUCUACCACCACUAGAUGCUGACGCAGGAAUUGGGGCAAAUUUUAUGCAAGGAGUCCCAUUGAAAUAUUUGAAUGAUAAGAAUACUCUAAAGUUUGAAGGUUCACUUGUGGCUGGUUUUGCUGUAUGCUGGAACAAACACGAUGCUUAUUAUGUAGCCUUAACAAAAGACAACUCAAUAGAUGAACCUGAUGACACUCUUGCUCCACCACCAAUUGACGCAACCAUUAGCAUCGAUGAGAGACUCCAGGCACUUAGAAAGAUUUUUACUGCACACAGUCGUAGUGAUAUAAAAAUUGUAGCAUUUGAUGCAAAGGCAACUUACCGUGCUGUAACCACUACUAUCUCUGUGGCACCCAGAUAUACCUUCAUGGACCCGAAAAUUGCUAGUUGGUUGUUAGACCCUGGUGCAAAAGAGUCUAACUUUCACCAACUAAUCUUCUCCUAUCUGCCAUCAGUAAAGCAUAUUCUUGAUGAUAUCGGUGGAAGUCAUGGUCAUGGUAGUUUAGGAUUGACCCCAACAAAUACCAGCUGUGGGAGACGACGUUGCACUACUGAAGCUGUCUUGAUAUGGCAUUUAAUGAAACAUCUUGAAGAAGCUUUGACAGAAGAACAGUUGUAUGAACCAUUUAUUAAUGUUGAGAUGCCUCUCAUUAAUACAAUUAGUCGAAUGGAGCUGAAUGGAUUUGGAUUCAGCACUGAAGAGAGUGAAGUUCAGAAGAAUAUCCUGCAAGCCAAAGUCAGCGCUCUCGAAGAAGAAGCUUACAGUCUGUCUGGUCAUCCAUUCAGUUUGUCAUCAACAGAUGAUAUUUCAAAGGUUCUGUAUCUUGAACUACAACUACCUGUAAAUGGUAACCCAAAUACUGCUGGUUCAAAAGUACCUUAUAAAACUCUGGGACCAAAAAGAAGGCAUGCAGGUUUUAAAUCUCAUUUCAGCACUUCCAAACAAAUCCUUGAAAAGCUCAAAGUGUAUCAUGGAUUGCCAAGUGUGAUCGUAGAAUGGCGUCAAAUUACAAACUCACUCACGAAAGUUGUAUUUCCGCUAUUAAAAGCUAAGGUACACUUAGCCAAAAUGAACAUGUAUCGGAUAUUCAGUAUUUGCCAGCUUCACACAGCAACUGGACGCAUUAGUAUGUUUGACCCAAAUCUUCAGAACAUUCCCAAAGAUUUUCAAAUUGAUCUGCCAGAUGUAAUAAAGGAAACUCCUGUCCCUGUUCCUGAUUCAAGAAAAUCAAAAUAUCGUCAUUGUAAGCGACAGACGAAAUCCAAUUGUGGUCAGUCUUUUGCUGUCAGCAUGAGAAAUGCUUUUGUUCCUUUUGAAGUAUCUUGUUUUGCUUUAUAUGACGCAGUGGUUCUCAACCUGUUUUUACCCAUGGGGCGCUUUGAUUCCUAUUUUACUCAUUAUGGCAUUGGCGCCAAGGCUUUGGGUGAAGCAUUAAAUGUAGAGGAAAAUGAUGCUACAGUCUUCAUGGAAACAUUCAAAUCUAAAUACCCUGGUAUGAAAUCUUACAUUCAAAAUACUGUAAAACAGUGCAGACAAGAUGGCUAUGUAAAAACAAUUACUGGCAGAAAACGCUAUUUACCCAAUAUAAGCAGUUCUAAUUCAUACUCUAAACUUCAGGUUAGUAAUUUUAUUGUGGGGUUGCCUUUGGUUAUCCCAAUGUGGAUGGUUUCAACCUUUUCUCUCCAAUUCAACAAUUCUGAAACAAACGUAAUUAUGAUUUUUUUUUCCUCAUGUACUUUAGAUGGAGAAAUUCUCUUGAAAUGCCGCCGUUCUCCAAGAAAUCAGAGGCCGUGCAGCUUUCUGAACCAACCAUCAGGAGCUUAUCUUUUACUGCAGAUCCAUGAUGAAUUAAUUUAUGAAGUUGGUUUGUAUGACUUGAGGAGAGCAGCCACUAUUAUUCAGACACAGAUGGAGUCAGCAAUGAAAUUAUCUGUCCGGUUACCGGUCAAACUUAAAAGUGGGCCAAGUUGGGGAAAACUCGAUGAAUAUAUACUGUGAUAUUUAAUUUUAAAAAUAGCAAAUUUUAAUAGUAUCAUAUAUAUACAUAUAUAUAUAUGUAUAUAUAUAUAUUAUUGACUGCGCAUACUCAAUGUAUGUGUUUUACUUGUUCUCUAGUUCACCUGUCUAUGACUUUCAGGUGUUUUAACACCAAGUGCUAUGAGAGAGCCGUCACUAGAGCGCUGUACCACAGUGGACCAGUGAACAAGCAAUGCACAUACAUUGAGUAUGUGCAGUUGAUAAUGUUUACAACAUUAGCAUUGCUUUUAAUUCAUAAAUGAAUUUAUACAUACCUACAUACAAAUGUAUAUAUUUAUAUAUAUCACUCAUAUUUUUUUUACCUUAUUACAUUUAAAAAGAUGAUAGUAUUCUUACUCAAACAAGCACUGAAUGAAUUU
Messenger RNA from Octopus bimaculoides (California two-spot octopus), 8184 nucleotides. RefSeq names its product DNA polymerase theta. The record is from RefSeq and is a predicted model, not a curated record. Gene Ontology annotation, molecular function: ATP binding; DNA binding; DNA-directed DNA polymerase activity. Lineage: Eukaryota; Metazoa; Mollusca; Cephalopoda; Octopoda; Octopodidae. Gene Ontology annotation, biological process: double-strand break repair via alternative nonhomologous end joining; DNA-templated DNA replication.